Molecule: messenger RNA, 2226 nt
Organism: Echinococcus granulosus
Lineage: Eukaryota; Metazoa; Platyhelminthes; Cestoda; Cyclophyllidea; Taeniidae
Product: Zinc finger protein 445
Exons: 3
Coding region: 1-2226 (741 amino acids)
Source: RefSeq, a predicted model, not a curated record
AUGCUCUCACUUACCUCGACAGCAACAAGUGAAACAAUGCUUGUAACCAAUGAUACCAUCGAAAAAGAUGAGCCAGAGAUGUAUGUAUCUUCUCGCUCGGAACCAGGCGGGGAUGAUAAACUUAAGCGACCCUGCAUAAGUCCAUCACCUGCAAAAGGGCAAAUAAAGUCACCUCGUGUUCAGGAGUUCCAAUCUCUAAAAUGUCGAUGUGAACGAUCCUUUGUUAGCAUCUCUGAGUUCGUCUUACACGCUCAGACAUGUUCCGAAUUAAUGCUUUUAACGGAAAACGCAGUCGACUUGAGUUUUCAAUCCCAAAAUCCGGAUAAAACAGAAUUGGUGAAAGCAGCACCACCACUCACAACUGAUGCUCUGGACCUCACCGUCCGUGGUAUUGAAUCGACAGCAGAGGGUUUAACCACCACAAAUCCUACGCUCACUUGUCCUGAAUGCAAAGUGAACACGGUGAGUCACAUGCAAUUGCUACGUCACUUUGAAUCCGCUCACGGUGUUUAUGGGAACUACACAUGUUUCUGUGGUGUAGAAUUCGGUUGGCUUCCAGCUUUCUUGAGUCAUCACCUUCUUUGUCCAACAAUAACCUCUAAAAACCCACAAAAUGCAGAUUUUGAUAAUAAUGUCUUAAAGAGGCAGAUUCCAUUGCAACUUAAGCAAACAAGACCGCCGCUUAUAAGCACCCAACCUCAGCCCGAUCUUUCUCGACCAUUCAAGUGUUGCCACUGUGUGAAGUCCUUUAAAUCGAAGGCCCUUCUUGAUCAGCAUAUGCAUAUCCACUAUCCACCAAAGUACACCUGCCGCUACUGCGCAAAAAAGUACCGCUGGCCCCCAGUCUUCUAUCAUCACCAACGCACCUGCAAGAAGAGACCCUCCACAGCUGCAGUUAGUGGCACUGCAAGUAACUCCUCGAUUGGAAGAGCCAAUGAACCCAUCCAAACUCGUGGUUAUGGACCGCGUGUUCAACAAACACCCACUUAUCGGUUUCCAGCACCACUGCCACCACCGCCAAUCUCCGUUCCAGCUCUCUUUCUCCUCAACUCUUCAACACAGGAACCCCGGCCAUCGAUUCCUUCUACUCUUCUACUACCACCACCACCACCACUUCCACCGGCCUUCGCCAGAUCUUGGGAGAGGAGGGAAGCAGAUCAGCUUAUGAAUAUGGCUUCUUUUCGCCUGCCGCCCUUUCCCUUACCUUUAGGUGUAAACCCUGAACUUCUUCGACUUCCUGGACCGCCUCCGCUACCUCUACCACCACCACCCCCAAUACCGCCGUUUUACUCCGCACUAGAGAGUCAGACCUCCAACGUCUGUGCCAAAAAUGCUGCUUCGAGCGAGAUGCCAUCUUCCGUGACUUGCAUGUGCGGAACAGUCUUUGAGAGUCUCUCGCCCUACCUCAGCCACAUAUCUGCUUGCUCGCUAUUUGGGAGAGCUUUGAGCAUUCCCCCACCGUCUGUGGAAGAGGCUAACUCAACAAUGUUUCUAGCAAAUAUGAUUUCUGUGCUUGAAAAGUGUAAACCGGAGUUUUUCCAGCAGUUUCUUAAUCUAAAUUCGCCCCAGAGUGAAGCGCAAGACAAUGGAUGCAAUAUGUGCGAUCAAUGCGGCAAGGAGUUUUCGUCGCGUCUUUCACUUAAGCAGCAUGUGGAGGGCAAACACAGCACCGAGGGAAAGUACCAGUGUCCAGGCUGUGCAAAGCGAUACCGUUGGGGUGCCUCUUAUUACUACCACAAGAAAUCCUGCCCCGCAGUAUCUCGAGAGGACGAGGACAACUUCAUGGAAGAUGAACUCUGCUCGUCUCCAUUGAAUGCUGAGAAUGUAAACGAAAAUAGUGUGUGUGCCGUCAUGCUUAUCCAGUCCGCCGCGGAGCUACUAGAACGACAGCAGCAUAGCAGUCAGCUGCAGGUAAAGCCAGUCCAUCAGCAACAAGAAUUUCUGCUCCGUGAAAAUCAGAAAGAGACUCUGACGGUACAAGGCAAUGCAGAAUAUGAUGGAAACAGGGACUUAAUGAAGGCGAGUAUCAAACAGGAGUCAGGAGGAAGCAAUACUGAUUUCGGAGCUCGUGAUCUAAUGGGCCUGGGCGGUUUUAUUGUUCCCCCAUGUCAGUCCCUCAACCGGGUCGAACUUCAGUUGAAAAUGCACAGCAAUUUUACACCACCACCACCACCACCACCUCUACCACUGCAGCCGCCAUGUGUGAUUUACGCCCUCCUCGAUUGA